AUGGCAUACUUAAAGUCUGCUUCAUGUUCAUCAUCUUCUGUGAGCUGGAAAUAUGACGUUUUUUUGAGCUUCAGAGGCGAGGAUACUCGCUACAAUUUUGUUGAUCAUCUUUACGCAGCUCUCGUACAGAGAGGACUAUGCGUGUUCAAAGAUGACGAGGAGCUGAAGAAAGGGAAGGAGAUUGCUCCAGAACUCCUGAAAGCUAUUGAGGAGUCAAGGUUUGCAGUGGUUGUGUUCUCAAAGAAUUAUGCCAACUCGUCAUGGUGUUUGGCUGAGCUGGCCAAAAUCAUGCAAUGGCAUAACGGGACGGUACUGGAACCGAAGGUGAUACCGGUGUUCUAUCAUGUCGACCCAUCUGAUCUCCGCGCGCAGAAGAACGACGUGGCUGUUUUCUUUCAGCAGCACGAGGAGAAGUUUAGAGAAGAGAUGGAUAAAGUGAAGGAGUGGAGGGAUGCUCUAACAGCUACAGCCAAUUUAUCUGGCUUGCAUAUCUCCGAAUCCUUCAAAGUGGGCGAAUCGACGUAUGUCAGAAAGAUUGUUGAGGAGAUCUUAUCUGAUAAGCCUGAUAUACAACCUUCUUAUAUAGAGAGCAAUUUAGUUGGCAUCGACUCUCGUAUAGAAGAAUUAAGUUCGCGACUGGAAACAAAAGAUAAUGAAAAGGUGCAAAUAGUAGGGAUACAUGGGAUGGGAGGAAUUGGCAAGACUACUAUUGCCAAAGCUUUGUUUAGAAGAAUAAAGUAUAAGUUUGAGGGUAGUAGCUUCGUAAACGAUGUUAGAGAAAACAGUUCAAGUAAAAGAGAUAUAUGUGCCUUACAAGAAAAGGUUCUAAGGGAUAUUCUAGAGAUCAAUCAAAACUUCAAUGUUCGAGAUCCUGAAGAUGGAGCUAACAUGAUACGAACAAGAUUUGUGCACAAAAAAGUUCUUAUGGUUCUUGAUGAUGUGGAUAAUUUCAAGCAAUUAGAGUUCCUAGCUGCAACACAUGACUCGUUUGGCCCAGGAAGUAGAAUCAUUAUCACUACAAGAAACGAGCAAUUGUUAUCUGAUGCAGAUGACAAGUACAAGCCAGAUUUUUUGAUAAUGAAUGACGCUCUUGUGUUGUUUAAUAGAGGUGCUUUUAAAACAAAUUGUCCCCCAGAAGGGUACGAGGAGUUUUCAUGUCGUGCGAUCCGCUAUGCUGGCUAUCUUCCUUUAGCUGUGAAAGUUUUAGGCUCUUUCUUCCAUGGGCGGAAAGCAAUUCAUGAGUGGGAAAGUGCUUUAAAUAGACUAGCAAAAGCACCACCUGUUGACAUUUUUAAGACACUGAAGUUAAGUUUUGAUGGGUUGGAGGGUUCUGAGAAGAAUAUAUUCUUAGACAUUGCUUGCUUCUACAAGGGAAGAGACAUUAGAGACGUAACUAGAGUAUUUGAGAGCUGCGGUUUUGACCCAGAAAUUGGGAUUAAUGUUCUUGUUGAGAAGUCCCUCAUCACCAUUUCUAAUGAAAGAAUAUGUAUGCAUGAUCUUUUACAAGAAAUGGGUCAGCAAAUAGCUCGUGAGAAUAUCUUCAAUAGAAGGCUAUGGCAGCUUGAAGAUAUCCAUGAUUCCUUAAAAAAUAAUCAGAAGCUAGAAGAAAUUGAGGCAAUUGUGGUGCCCGAUAAGCAGUAUGAUGUUGACGAAUAUGAGGAGAAGGUGGGUUUUAGGGCUGAUGUUUUUGAACGCAUGAAGAAUCUUCGCCUACUUGAUAUUAGAGGAAGAUUUACAUCUUGUGAGCCUACGAUCUUCCCUAACAACUUAAGAUGGCUUUGUUGGAGUGAGUGCCCAUUUACUUCUCUAUCAACGACACAAAUGAGUAAACUUGUUGGUCUUCAAGUAGUUGGUGGCACUGUUAAACAGUUUUGGAAUGGACAAAAGAUUAUGCGAACUCUGAAGUAUCUUAAUCUUCAACAGUUAGACUGCCUGACAACGCUUCCAGAUGUCUCAAUGGCUCCAAACAUUGAGAAGUUGAUUGUGUCACGUUGUACAAAUUUGGUUAAGGUUCAUGAGUCUCUUGGAUCUCACAAAAGGCUUGUCAGGUUACGCAUUGUUGAUUGUAAGCGGCUUAAGCGUCUGCCAUCCAGGUUUGAGAUGGAAUCCUUGAGGUUUCUAAUUCUCAACAACUGCUCAAGUCUAGUGAGAUUUCCAGACGUGUCCCCGUGCAUGAUAAAGCUAUCAUUAAUACAACUUGAUUACUGUUGUAGUAUAGAAGCAUUGCCAUCAUCUGUUGUAUAUCUUUCUAGUCUAAGACGCUUGAGUUUCAGAAGAUACAAAAGUCAUAGGAACAACAACAUUCCAGAGGAGCAUGGAUUUGGGGAAAAUUUAGUCGAGGAUAAUGCCAAGGCCUUAGAAAGCCACCCAAAGCUCCUCAAUUCACAUACUGUUAUAAAUUCGUGCUCGUUGAGAUCAUUAAAUCUUCGUUGCAGACCAAUGGAAAGUGAAGUCUUCCUAAAAAAUCUCCAUGCAUUUUCCUGCUUGGAAACUUUAGACCUAAGUGGAAACAAUAACUUAAUCCAAUUACCUGCAAGCAUAUCCCAUCUUUCUCGUCUGAGAAAGUUGAAUUUGAAUGAGUGUCACCGACUUCAAAUUUUGCAUAGCCUCCCAUCAAGCAUACAAGAAUUAGAGGCAAACAAUUGCUAUUCUUUAGAAAAGAUUGAUGAUCUAGCACAAGAGUAUGACUGUUCCCAUCUUUCUCGUCUGAGAAAGUUGAAUUUGAAUGAGUGUCACCGACUUAAAAUUUUGCAUGGACUCCCAUCAACAAUACAAGAAUUAGAGGCAAACAAUUGCUACAAUCUGCAAAAGAUUGACCAUCAAUUACAAGAGUAUGCCAGCUGGUAUCAUAUUUCCUUCAUUAACUGUCAGAAACUUGUGGAGGAUGAUGAUUGCAAAAGAUACCUUCAUAAGAUGUCGCAGCAAUCAUUCCUUAAGAGAUGUGCUGUUAUAGAUCGUGAGCUAUCAAUCGGUGUACCUGGAAACAAAAUACCAACAUGGUUCAAAGAGGCACAACCUGGGAAUCUUAUAGCAUUGGUGUUACCUCCCAAAUGCGAUACCCAAAUCAAUGGGAUUGCGAUAUGUGGUGUCGUCCCUGGGGAGUGGCCGGGGUCACAUUAUCGUCCUCAAUUCCACGUUAAUUGUAUUAAGGAUGGAAUGUGCAAUAUUGUUCAGAAAGAAGUUGAUUGUAUUAAUAAUAAUGCAUCUGCAGCCGUAGCAGAAGGUGAGGAUGGGAAUACGUGGAUAUGGUAUAGACCAUGUAGAUCCUUUGGGGGUCAAGAUUGGUCUGCAGGUGGUACUCUACUCAUUUCAAUAAGCCAACGUUAUGGUGCAAAAGCUGUAAGAUGUGCAGCACGACUUAUCUACAAAGAAGAUGUGGAAUCGAACCAACAAAUUACAACUUGUAUCUCCUAUCCAUGGAAGAACUAUAAGGAAAGGAAAAAAGUGCCUGCCAGGCCCCCAAAAUUUUUAGAUGGUGAUGUGUAAGUAGAAAUAUUUUUAGAAAGAAACAAGUUCUAUCUCAACGACCCUAGCUUUAUUGAAAUAAGGAAUUGCUGCUUUUAUCCG
Helianthus annuus (common sunflower) is the source of this 3567-nucleotide messenger RNA. RefSeq names its product TMV resistance protein N. Bases 1 to 3486 code for a protein of 1161 amino acids. Gene Ontology annotation, molecular function: ADP binding; ATP hydrolysis activity. The record is from RefSeq and is a predicted model, not a curated record. Gene Ontology annotation, biological process: defense response; signal transduction. Lineage: Eukaryota; Viridiplantae; Streptophyta; Magnoliopsida; Asterales; Asteraceae. The transcript has 5 exons.